UUUAUUUCUCGGUAUUUCAUUGCUUCUGAUAGUUGUGGAAUUUGGCACAUUGAGGAGCUCUAUCAUACAGGAAUAAAGACUUUCUUCGUGCCAUAAUAUCCACUUGGGCUCGGAGGUCGCUCCAAUGGCUAAUACAUUCCAAGUCCCCAUUGGGCGAAACCACCAAAAUGUCCGACAUCAAACCGCAAAAUGAGCCGGUCGUCCCCAGCGACAUCGAAAAGAUCCGUUCCUCGAUCGAUACCAACUUCAAGAAAUUUGCCGAGCUCAUGAGCAACAUCCGCAAGCCCGUCCCUGACCAGACCGGAAAUGGAUCGCACCUCAAGUUGCAGGACGAUACGCCAGCGAUCGUCAAGAAGGUGACGGAUAAUUUGUCGGAUCUGAGCCACCUUGGUAUCCAGGAUAUCACCACACUCUUGGAGGCAUUUUCGCACACCAAGAAUGGAGAAUUGGUGGACGACAAAAGCUACUUUAUGGAGCGAUUGAUCCAGGUACCACCACCUCGUCUUCAGUGGUUGGAGUUGAACAUUGAUUCUGACUAUGGAGGUAGUGCGCCGCAGACUUUCCCGAUAACUCGAAGAUGGGCGCCGACAUCACGAAUAAUUUCCUGACACAGCUGUGGAAUGAUCUGGAUCAUCCACCGCAAUCGUAAGAGCUUGUUACGAGCAGUCUCCAGCUGUUAUCUGACCCCUUAUAGAUACUUG
Messenger RNA from Eremomyces bilateralis CBS 781.70, 701 nucleotides. RefSeq lists its product as uncharacterized. The coding region runs from base 168 to 608 and encodes 146 amino acids. Lineage: Eukaryota; Fungi; Ascomycota; Dothideomycetes; Eremomycetales; Eremomycetaceae. The transcript has a single exon. The record is from RefSeq and is a predicted model, not a curated record.